Molecule: messenger RNA, 1043 nt
Organism: Alternaria alternata
Lineage: Eukaryota; Fungi; Ascomycota; Dothideomycetes; Pleosporales; Pleosporaceae
Product: thioredoxin-like protein
Exons: 4
Coding region: 1-666 (221 amino acids)
Biological process (GO): glutathione metabolic process
Cellular component (GO): mitochondrion; peroxisome
Molecular function (GO): glutathione peroxidase activity; glutathione transferase activity
Source: RefSeq, a predicted model, not a curated record
AUGUCAAGCAAAAUUACGUGCUAUCUGGAUUGCGUGUCGCCAUACUCAUACUACGCUCUACUGCAUAUUGAGAGAAACAGACAGGUCCUCGAAGCGCACAAUGUAGAGAUUGAUAUAGUACCCGUCUUCCUAGGCGGCAUCAACGUCGGCAGCGGAAACAAGCCACCCUGGAGCCUCGACGCAAAAGCGAAGUACGGCGCAUACGACAGCGCGCGAGCGAAGAAACAAUUCGGCCUUCCUAAUCUACAGUCGCCGGAUUUCUUCCCUAUUCUCUCACUGCUACCACAGCGGGCAUUAUGUGCUGUGAAGGAAGCGCAUCGAGCGGAAUUCAUCAACAUCUUUUUUGACAUAUUCCACGCUAUGUGGGAGGACGGCAAGGAUGUCAGUAAGCCAGAGAUCCUUUUAGAAGUACUUCAGCUGCGUCUCAAAGCAGACGAAGCCAAGGAGAUCGUGGCCAAAGCAAAUAGCCCGCCGUACAAGCAGAGGCUGAACGACAAUACCAAGGAAGCGCUCGACCAUGGCGCUUUUGGUUGCCCAUGGUUCUUCGUACGCAACUCCAAGGGGGAAGAAGAGCCGUUCUUUGGUAGUGAUAGGUAUGUGUCUUCUUCACUAAAAUUCACUUGUCCGUAUCUUGACUGGCAUCCUCGUAUGUCCGGCUAUGCAUAGAGCGGGCUGGACCUCUAUGCACAUCGUCACGUCAGUCAAGGCGCUCACCACGGGAAGUGGGGGUACCGCUGUAUAUCCAGGAUGUGAUGCGAACUAUUGAAACGCGACCAACCGAUGGUCAAGAGCUGUGGGGCGUGCUGACAGAUCUACCAUACAGAUUUCAUUAUAUGUGGGAAUACCUGGGGCUGCCAUGGAAGGACGUCGAGCUGUUGCCACCGGGUAAGGCGAAGGCGAAGAUCUGAUGGACAGGCAUUAUCGGGGUGGCUUGCAAGCAUGUCGGUAUGUAGUUAUUGUGGAAAUGGGGCGCCAAGCCGCGUGGUGGAUAGCUGUGAACAUGCAUCAGACAGGUCUGCGACUCUCAAGAAAAUGUCGUCCAG